AUGGCCAAGGCCCCAAAUCAUGGAGCCCACCAAGUUGACUCCCACCUCCCGGGCGCCGUCGCCGCCCACUUCCACCACAGCCCGAGCGAAGAGGACAGAGGCCUCCUCGCUGACGACCCCCUCUCUCCGCACCACCAUGAAUCUCACGGCGCCGGCGUAACCACCACCGCCAACACCGGUGACGAGGGGUACUUUGUAACAGCAAAGCAGUACGCCACGUCCCUCCGAUCUCCCGGCACCCCCCGGACCCCGAACCGCGUCCGCUUCAACCCCAUCCCCUCCAUCGUCGAGCCCCCGCCCCCCCGCGCCUCAAUGACCAACAGCAACGGCGGCUCCUCCGCCCGCGCCAGCCGCGACAGCUUCGACGUCGACGAUGACCUCUUCCACCACGCCCCCGGCGCCGACGACCACGACGACCACCACCGCCUGCCCCUCCUCACAGACAUCGAGGCCCCUUCCGUCGCCCUCGCCAACAGUCCCUGGGGCGAGGAUGCCGACGACGUACACGAAUGGGCCGAGCAGGAGCGCGCAAGGCCCAAGUCUGGCCUCAAGAUGGCCUUCAUGAACAUGGCCAACUCCAUCAUUGGCGCCGGCAUCAUCGGCCAGCCCUACGCCUUCAAGCAGGCCGGCUUACUGGCCGGACUCGUCCUCCUUGUCGGCCUCACCGUCGUCGUGGACUGGACCAUCUGCCUCAUCGUCAUCAAUAGCAAGCUGUCGGGGAGCAACAGCUUUCAGGGGACGGUCGAGCACUGCUUUGGCAAGACGGGGCUCAUCGCCAUCUCGGUCGCGCAGUGGGCAUUUGCCUUUGGCGGCAUGGUCGCCUUUGGCGUCAUUGUCGGCGACUCAAUACCCCACGUCUUCACGGCCAUCUGGCCCGACAUACGCGAAAUGCCCGUGUUCCACCUCUUGGCGAACCGGCAGGUGGUCAUUGUAAUCUUCAUCUUGGGAAUCAGCUACCCGUUGACCCUGUACCGUGAUAUUGCAAAGCUGGCCAAGGCAAGCACAUUAGCUCUCAUAAGCAUGGGUGUCAUCGUAGCGACUGUCAUUAUCCAGGGAGCUCUCACUCCCAAGGCUGACCGGGGUUCCUUCACACCCGCCCUUCUGACCGUAAACACUGGCAUAUUUGAAGCCAUUGGCGUGAUAUCCUUCGCAUUCGUAUGCCACCACAACUCCCUCCUCAUCUACGGCUCCCUCAAAACCCCCACAAUAGACCGCUUCUCCCGCGUGACGCACUACUCGACCGGCAUCUCCAUGGUCGCCUGCCUCCUCGUCGCCCUCGCCGGCUUCGUCACCUUCGGCGACAAGACGCUCGGCAACGUCCUCAACAACUUCCCCUCGGACAACGUCAUGGUCACCAUCGCACGCCUCUGCUUCGGCCUCAACAUGCUCACCACUUUACCCCUCGAGGCUUUCGUCUGCCGCGAGGUCAUGUUCAACUACUUCUUCCCCGGCGAGCCCUUCAACAUGCACCUCCACCUCAUCUUCAGCUCCGCCCUCGUCGUCUCCGCCAUGGUCAUGAGCCUGCUCACCUGCGACGUCGGCGCCGUCUUCGAGCUGGUGGGCGCCACGUCCGCCUGCGCCAUUGCGUAUAUCCUCCCCCCGCUCUGCUACAUCAAGCUCACCACCCGCUCGUGGAAGACGUACGUCGCCGCCGCUAUUAUUGUGUUUGGCACCGUUGUCAUGGUGAUUAGUCUCAUACAGGCGGUCGCCAAGAUGAUUAGCAGUGACGGCGGACCUGCAAAGUGCAUGUAA
Colletotrichum tamarilloi is the source of this 1752-nucleotide messenger RNA. Its product is annotated as transmembrane amino acid transporter. NCBI's taxonomy places the organism in Eukaryota, Fungi, Ascomycota, Sordariomycetes, Glomerellales, Glomerellaceae. The transcript has 4 exons. The coding region runs from base 1 to 1752 and encodes 583 amino acids. The record is from RefSeq and is a predicted model, not a curated record. Gene Ontology annotation, biological process: amino acid transmembrane transport. Gene Ontology annotation, molecular function: L-amino acid transmembrane transporter activity. Gene Ontology annotation, cellular component: endoplasmic reticulum.